This is a messenger RNA of Cetraspora pellucida, 7506 nucleotides long. The record is from the annotation of a GenBank genome assembly. NCBI's taxonomy places the organism in Eukaryota, Fungi, Glomeromycota, Glomeromycetes, Diversisporales, Gigasporaceae.
AUGUCUAAUACAACAAUAAAUGAAGAUACUACUAUACAAGUCGCUCUUCGAAUAAGGCCUUUAACACCAGAAGACUUAAUUAAUAUACCAGCACGAUUUCAACGUAAUGUUCUCUCCACAGCGGCAUACGCUCCAAACCAAGUCAAAGUACGACAUGAGAAAAAACAAGACUUUACAUUUGACUACGUUUUUGGUCAAGAAUGUAGUCAAAAAGAAGUAUACGAACGUGCGGUAACGAAAAUAGUUGAUAAAUUUUUAGACGGUUUUAACGUAACAAUUCUAGCGUACGGCCAAACUUCAUCGGGUAAAACUCAUACAAUGGGAACAUCUAAUGAUAUUACUUCAUCUCCAGAAUCAACGGGUAUAAUUCCACGUGCAAUGACUACCCUAUUCUCUGCAAUAAAUUCGGUUCAAUACAAACAACGUAAAUUUUCGAUGAAAGUAUCCUUUGUGGAAUUAUAUAAUGAAGACCUUAUUGACCUACUUGCUGAAAGUAGUGAUGAGGAUAAACCACAACUCUUGAUUAGAGAAGAUCCAAAUGGAAGUAUAUCAUUAAGUGGAUUACAAGAAAUUAAAGUUAAUAGUGUCAGUGAAGUUAUGGGCCAUUUAUCACGCGGUUCAUUAAAUCGACAAGUUGGCGCGACGGAUAUGAAUGCAAAAUCAUCUCGAUCUCAUGCUAUUUUUACAGUUAUUCUCUCCCAACAGAAAUUUAUACCUACUAAUGAAAUAUGUGCAAGUCCAUCACCUCUUACCCCAUCAACGAAUUCGACAACUACUGCAUUUUCAGAAACAAAAUCUAGGUCAAAUUCAAGAUUGAGUAGAAGGUUUGAGGAUGGUACUUGGGUUUCUGUAACUAGCAAAUUUCACUUUGUGGAUUUGGCUGGUAGUGAAAGGCUUAAGCGUACAUCAACAAAUGGUGAUCGUAUAAAAGAGGGUAUAUCUAUUAAUUCUGGUUUACUUGCCUUAGGAAAUGUAAUUUCUGUUUUGGGUGAUCCAACUAAGGCAAAGAACACAACUCAUAUCCCAUAUCGAGACUCUAAACUUACGCGUUUAUUACAAGACUCUCUUGGUGGUAAUGCGUUAACAUUAAUGAUUGCUUGUGUUUCACCAGCUGAAUAUAAUGUUGUUGAAACAAUAAACACACUUAAAUAUGCAAACCGGGCUCGAAAUAUCAAGAAUACGGCGAUAAUUAUGCAAGAGGAAGCCGGAUGGAAUGACUUGGAACAUUUACAAAAUCUUGAUACAUUGGAAAAUGGAAAUGACACAUCUGAUAGUCAAAUUCCUAAUUCAAAAACUCCGUUACAUAUCGAUACUAACGUUAAAACUGACGAAAACACUCAAAAUUAUAAAGAUAUUGAAGCUCUUGAAGAUCAACUUACUGAACUUCAACGUUCUUAUAAUGAAUUAUCUCAAAAUUAUGCAAAAAAAUCAUUUGAACUUGAAACAUAUCAAAAUAUUUCUAAUGAUAUUUCAAAUCCUACCUCUUCAUAUUUAUCAACCAUUAAAGAGGAGGAUGAAAUGACUUUUAAUAAAUCUCAAUUAACUGAUUUUCAAAAGGCUGUCAAGCCAGUUGUCAUGGAAUACGAAAAAUCUAUUACUUCUUUAGAAAGUCAACUUGCUUUUGCUCGAGCUGCUUUAAGUCAUACUGAAGCUUCAAUGAUAGACCAAGAGGCAAAACUUCUUGAUGCUGAAAAAUUCAGAGAAGAAAGUAAAAGUUUAAUUGAUGAUCUUAAAUAUAAAGUUUCAAAACUUCAUGAACGUGAAACAACAACUGAAUGUUAUAUUCAAGAUCUUGAAUCUAAACUUAAAAUUGAUUCUGAUGAAUAUAAAAAGGAUCAAGAAACAAUUAGUAAUCUCCGUAAACAACUUAUGGAACUUAAAGGAAAUGAUAAUAAUAAUGAAAUUUUAAUUAAUCAACUUGAAACGCGUUUGGCUGCACGUGAAAAUAAAAUAGAACUUAUGAGUUCAAAUACAGAAAAACUUGAAAAAGCUUUAAAUCAACAACAAAAUGCUUAUUCAAAAUUAGAAGAAAGUUACACACAAGAAAAACUUAAAAAUGAAGAUGAUAAAAAAAUGCUCAUGACAGAGAUUGAAGAUCGUGAUCGUAGAAUUUCUGAGUUGGAAAAGAAAGUCGAAGAAUUGGUUGAUGAAAUAUCACAUCUUAAACGAUUAAAAAUGGAUUAUAGAAAUUAUCGUUCAAAUUCACUUGCUUCGGCUUCUUCAACUUCAUCAGAUCAAGAUACUCCUCUUUCUACUCCACCUGAUUCGAAUACUCCAAAGUCAUCUGUAAAUUAUUCUUCUAUUUUAGGUUUAGAAUCAAAAUUAUAUCAACUUCAAAAAACUCAUGAAAAGACUGUCUUAGAUUAUAGUGAUAUGAAGAGUAAAUAUGCUUCAUGUCUUGAAGAAAUUCAAGAUCUUCAAGAACAACUUAGAAUUAAAUUUAAUGUUAAUAUAAUACCUGGAACUCCAUUAUCUUCUACUGGUACAUCUUAUGGUGAACUUGCAGAUAUAGAUUCAAAAUCUUUAUCACCAUCCACUCAUGGCACUCAUCGUAAAGCUAAAUCUUUAUCUUCUGAAUUAAAAGGGAUAGAAAAACGGGAUAGUUCUAAUGCUGCUAUGAUACAAAAACUUCAAAUUGAAUUAAAACAACUUGAAUCACUUCAUGAAGAUAAAGAUCAAGGUCUUAAUGCUGUUAAAAAAGAAUUUGCUCGUCUUGAAAUUAAUCAUCGGGAAGCUCUUGAAAUUGUUGAAGAACUUCGUGAAGAAAUAAAAAGAAGAGAUGCUCUUGCUCAAAUAGAAGUCAUGUCUGCCAUUGGAUCAGAGUAUACUAACAACGAAUAUUCUACAUCAACUAGUGAAGUUGAUCAAUUUGAGAUUGUUCAUCGUCUUCGUGAAGAAGUAGAACAACUCAAAGAAGAACAACGAAAAACUUUGGAAAGUAUUGAGGAACGUGAAGAAAAUGGAAAAAAUGAAGUUAAAGAAUUAGAAGCUACUAUAAAUGAACUUAAAUCUGAAAUGCAAAUAUUACUUGAUGAACAAGCUUUAAAGAAUUCUGAAAUUUCUGAUUCUACAUCUGAUAAUAAUGAUAAUAAUGAUGAUCAGGUCAAAGAAAUGCAAUUAACAAUAAAAUCACUUGAAGAUCAAUUAGCAGAAGUUAAACGACAAUUUUAUAUCGCAGAUGCUACUUCUCGCCUCGAAGGUAACAAUAAAAUAGAACCGGAUAUGGAAAAUUUUGAACUUAGACAACAAGUUGAAAAACUUCAAAAUGAAAUUGAAGCAAAGAGUCAUACAAUAGCUGCUUUAUUGUUCCCAUCAAUUGAACAUCAAAAUACAAUUCGUGGACUUGAAGAUGAACUUGAAAAAGUUCGAGAAGCUCAUCAACAAGCCAUUUUGGAAAAAUCAAGCCAAUUAGCUACAAUAGCGGAAGAAUUUGAAGAUAGAGGAAUUGAUGUUUCGGAAUAUUCUGCUGCUAGAGAGCAAACUUAUGAUAAACAUGUACAAACUCUUGAAGAAAAAGUUAAAGAUCUUGAAUCACAAUUGAGCAAAGCAAGAGAAGCACAACAUAUUCCAACACCUCGAACUUCAAUUCACUUUGAUAUUGAUCCAACACGAACGAAUAUAAACAGUCUUGAAGAAAAAUUAGCUAUCUUACAACAUGAUUUAGUUCUCAAGUCAAAUACUAUUGAAAAUUUAAAUGAAGAACAAGAGAUUGUAACAGAACUUCAAGAACAACUUCUUAUACUUAAAUCAGAUAUUCAACGUAAAUACGAACUUAUCGAAAUUUUAAAGAGAGACCUUGCUGAUAAGAGUAUGCUACAACAAAAAUUAAGGGAAAAAGAGGCUGAAGCACUUAUUUUCAAAACAAAACUCAUGGAAGUUAACAAAAAAGAGCAAGAAUAUGAAGAUGAAAUUAAAAAACUUAAAGAACAUUUAAGUAGAUUAGAGAGUGGUGAAGAUGUAAAUCAGGUUCUUCAAGAGGAAUUAGAUAGGUUGAAAAAAGAAAUUAUAGAAGUUCGUAAAAAAGAAUCUAUUGCACUUGAAAGGUUUCGUGUAUUGAAAGCUAAAUUAGGUUCGGAUCCUGAGGAAAAUCAACUUCAAGAUGAAUUAGAACGUUUACGAGUUGUGGAAAUAACACAAAGAGAAAGAAUUGCAAUUUUGGAAAGUAAACUUUCAGAACAAGGAAAUCAUGUUGAAUGUGAUAUUGCACAACUCCAAAAUGAUUUGUUGUUAGCUAAGGAAUCUGAAGUAGCACAAAAGAACAUAAUUGAAAAUCUUGAAGCAAAAUUGCGUAAAGUUGAGGAUAAAUCCCAAAUAAGCGCAUAUCGACGUGAAAUAAAUGAGUUGAAAACUAAAGAAACAGAUCAUUUGAAAAGAAUAAAUGAAGUAGAAUCUCAAUUAAAGGAACACAAUACUAAGGAUUUAAAUGAGGUUAACAAACUUAAUGAAGAGUUAGAGAAAAUGAGAGCUACAGAACGGGAACAACGUAAACACAUUGAAACCCUUGAAACACGAUUAGAACUUGUCAACGAUGAAGAUCCCAAUGUUUCUUCACUGAGAGAUCAAAUCGCUAAACUGAAAGCUUCAGAAUCAGAUAUGCGUAGAACUGUACAGGACUAUGAAUCAAAACUUGCAACAGCACAGAAAGAGGCUAAAAUAUUCGAUACAGUUAAAGAAGAAGUUAAAUUCUUGAAAGAAUUAGAAACUGAGCAAAAAUCCACAAUUGAACAAUUGCAAGCGCAACUUAAUAAACUUAGAACUUCUAAAGAAGCAGCUGUUAAUGAGCUUCAAACUAUAAAAGGAGGUUUUGUUGUUCAAAAGGACUUGGCAAUUUCCCUCGAAAAAGAAGUAAACUCUCUAAGAGAAAAAUUGGCUGCUAUAAAGAAUAAUGAUGAUAAAUCAUUAGAUGAUCAUGAUGAAAUGACCAAUGUGAUAAUUAAAACUCAAAAAGAACGUGAUGAUGCACAGAAGAUAGUUAAAGCUUUGGAAAUUGAAAUCGAGACAUUUAAACUAGCAGGUGUUGCUGGCAAUGAAAAUGUUGGAACUUUAAGAUCAGAACUAGCGAAUACUAAACUUGAGAUGGCGGCUCAAAAUGAAAUUUUGGUGGAUCUUGAUUCUCAAAUAGAGAUUAUGAACAAAGAACAUAAUCAGAAUAUCAAACGAAUUCAAGAGUUAACAGAAGCUCUUAAAGAAAAAGAAUCUAGCCAAAAGGAUGCCAUUAAGAACCUUGAAUGUACUUUAGCAAAUUUAAAUUCUGAACUUACUGUGGCUAAGGAUUCCUCCAACAUGAGCAAAAAAUCAAUUGCAACUCUUGAAGAAAAACUUGCUACCGUACGUUCACAAUUAAAUGAUGCUAAGGUUUCUGAUGAAAGACGUUCAAAUAUUAUUAAUGAGUUGGAAAAGAAAUUAAAGAAUACUCUUAAUAUUCUAACGGAUAAAGAAGAAAGUAUCACUAACCUUGAUGUUAUGGUCUCAGAAUUGGAAACCGUUAUACAAAAGACACAAUUAGAACUUCAAACAUCAAAGGCGUUCGAAGAAGAUGCGACCAGACGUGGAAAUGAAUUAGAAGCCAAACUUGCCGAAGUAACUUCCAGGUUACAAGAUACAAACAAUAAUAAAAAUGAAUUACAAGAUGUGAAAGUGUUUAAUGCGGAACUUGCAAAAAUAAAAGCUUCAGAAACAAAACAUAUAGAACAAGUUAAGCUCUUGGAAACUAAACUAAAAGAAGCUGAGGCACAUCGUGUUGAAGAAACAUCCAAACUUAAAAAGGCAAAUAAAGAAAUUGAGUCGCUUAGUGAUAAAUGUAAUCAAUUGCAAAAAGAACUCGAAGAUGCACAAUGGGAUUCUGUCAUUCAGAGUUAUGAAAAUGUUGAUGAUACUAUGGUUGAAGAUCUUACCAACCAACUUAAACAAGUUCACAAUGAGGCCAAACUUCAUCGGGAUCAAGUCGUGACUUUGGAAAAGAAAGUUAAGCAGUUAGAGUCUGAUAGGACUGAAAGCCUUGAACGAAACGCAACUCUUGAACAACAAGUUGAACAACUUCAAAAAGAUCUUGAAACAUUGGCUGAAGAAUUUUCGCAGACUGCAGCCAGAUUCGAAGAUACUAAUACGUUAUCAAAACUGCAAAAGCAACAAAUCAUUGAAUUGGAAACUGCUCUUUCAGAGGCCCAGAAAGUCACUUCCACAACUGAUAGAAGUUCUAUACGUGGUUCUGCAUCUACUAAUCCGGCUCUUGCGGAACUUGCUUCUGCAAAUGAAAAUCUGCGACAGAUCAAUGAUGGCCUUAAUAUUAAGAUUUCCAAAGCUGAAGAACGUGUCUCGGAAUUAAAUAUCAAAAUUAGCAUAUUGGAAGAAGAAUUGACUCAAUUAAGAUCAGGAAGUAAUAAUAUCAAUGAAGAAUCCGUUGAGAGUCUAAAAUUAAAGAUUCAAGAACUUCAAUCUGAUAAGGAUCUACUAGAACAAGCAAAUGAAGCUGCAUUUGAAGAACGCGGUAAACUUGAUCAUAAGAUCGAAUCAUUAAUGCAACAAUUACGUUCAGUUGGUGGAAACAAAGCUGCCCAACAUAUAUCACAAUUAAAUGAACAAAUUACUAAACUCGAAAAAGAGCAUGCUCAAUUAAAACAAGAUUCUUUAGACGAAAUUAGAGAUAUGGAAAAAGAGAUUGCGCACUUGAUAGAACAUAAUAAUCGUUUAGAACAAGAGAUCAGAGAAAUGGGUGGUAAUAUUCCAAAUGUUGACAAAGUUAAUCAUGUUAUGUCGGCUGUGCGGCGUCCCAGUAGAGAUGGCCUUACCAUGCAAAAUAAGAUCAGUCGUCAAGAUGACACAAUUACACAGCAAAACAUUAUCAUAAAGACCCUUCAAGAAAAAAUCACAGAACUUGAAAAUCGGUCUUACGAUGAGCGAACUUCAUAUGUUGGACCAGAUUUGGAUGCCGUUGGUGGUACACGCCUGUCAACAACAUCCUCAUCAUCUAAUUCAUCGGAUGCCAAUAACAAGAAAGGUCCGCGGCAUCCAAGUCUUAAUAAACCAUCACCGGUGCCUCCUCCAAAUCAGCCUUUACCACCAAUUCCUCAAAACUCUACACCUCGUAUACGAAGCAGAUCAGAUUCAAUAGCGUCAUCAGACCUUUCAUUAGAAAUUCAGAAACUACACAAAAAAAUUUCAGAAAUUGAGGGUGAAAAUUUACAAAGUCGACAACUCGUGGCAACCCUUGAGAAUUCAAUAAAUGAUAAUGAAACCAAUUUGCGUAUAGCAAAACAACAACUUACAGUAUUACAACGCGAAAAAAUGGAAUAUCUUGAUCAAAUAAAGAACUUACGCAAACAAUUGAACGAAGCAAAUGAUCAAAUGGAAAAAGCAAAAUCCACAGUACAAGAAGAAAAGAAAGUCAUGGAGAGUGUAUUGGAAGAAGAACGAAAAGCAAAGGAACGAGCAGAAAAGGCACGUAUACUACUCGAAAGUCAAAUGGAACAACUCAUGUCAAGAAAAGGCAAAUUUAUGUGUUUCUAG